This is a messenger RNA of Misgurnus anguillicaudatus (oriental weatherfish), 3478 nucleotides long. The record is from RefSeq and is a predicted model, not a curated record. Lineage: Eukaryota; Metazoa; Chordata; Actinopteri; Cypriniformes; Cobitidae.
AGAUCAACUUUAGUCUUUAGUUCCAAGCACAUGGUUACCUCUAGCAUUUUGUAAAUUAGCUGCCGGUAUUUCUGAAUGACCUGAGGUUGAAAUUAAACGCUAAAAUAUUUGAUGAACUUAUAAGUUGAAAAUUGGAUGGAAUCUACAAAUGGAUAAUGAUCCUGAUCACAACUCAAAAUCCAUGAUGGACUACCUCAUGAGGCACAAGCUGAAGUUUUGCCAAAUCCCUCACAGUCUUCUGACCUAAACAUCAUUAAAAAUCUGUGAAUAGACCUCGAAAGAGCAAUGUGUCCAAGAUGGCUUAGGAAUCUCACAGAACUGGAAGACUUCUGUAAGGAAAAAAGGGUGAAAAUCCCUCAAACAAGAAUUGAAAGACUCUUUGCUACAGCCACUGAACAAGCACUAGACUGAAAAACCACUUCAUCCACCAGGUUGUUAUGAAGCUAAAAUCUCGAUCUGUCCUCCUCAGAUGCACUGAACUGUAACCCUCCACCCCCCAAUGCACACACACUUAAUCACACAAUACACCAGUCACUUUUAUAUAAAUGCUGCUAUCCUAUAUGCACUACAAUGUAAAUAUACUGUACUUUUAUGUGUUUUUCAAUGCCUUUUUCUUCUUUUUAAACACUGUAUGGGUGAUUCUCACAGAAUCCAGACUUAAAAGGUCAAAUUUUUUUAAAAAGCCAUUGAAGCCAAUUUUUUUGCACAUAUAAGAUGAACUAUAACCAUUAUUUUUUAGAGGAUUUAAAACAUAUUUCCUAUAUAAUUAUUUAAAUUCUUUAGAUUAUCAUUAUAAGAAAUUAUCGUUACCUCAACAUUAUAUUACUGUAAAUAUAUGCAUUUACAAACACAUGUUUCGGUAAUGAGAACUAAAAAGUUGUCUUGGUACUAUGACAAACAAAAUUUCAACUUUUAUCUGGAGAGAAAAAAUAAGAACUGCUUACCUGUUAGUCAUCUUGAGUGUCACAGUCAAUUAUGUCCCUUCCAACAAUUUUUUUUUUUUUUUGAAAAUGUUAGUUCCUUGAGGGCUUAAACAAUGAUUGAAAAUUGUUGCGGAGGAUGAGAAUGGUCUUGGACACAUUCAUAUUCCUUUUUAUUGUCUCUACAUUUAUCAAUGAUCACCAAAUAUCACAUGUUUCUUUACUGUAAAUGUUUAUAGUAUAACAUACACUGAAGCUUUUUAUUUUUUAGAUUUUUUUAAUUAUAAAUAUUUCCAUGUCAAAUAACCCAAAUCCAGUCAUGGACACGUUGCUGUACUGAAAAUUUUCCCCUUAAAUGUGGAAAAAACAACAAAAUUGGUUUGUAUGAUGUCAUUUGAAAUCAUGUGCGAAAUAGUACAUGAAGAGAUGUUUGUAACUGUAUGCUUCUUGUUUUGAUACACUUACUUUGCAUUUACUUUUUUUUAAUCAAAAUGUUUCAUGACACCUCAUAAGUCUAAUUUUGCGAGAAUCACCUGUACAUUAUUUCUAAUUUUUCUAAUAAUCUUGUGUUAUGUAAUGUUGUUGUUGUUAAAUGCAGACUUGAACGUGAUUUCAAUACUAUGUAUUUCCUGUACAAAUGCAGAAUUGACAAUAAAGACAAUUAAGUUGACUUUUACAAGGGACUUUUAUUUUGCUUCUCGGAGCCUGUCGUGUGGUGACGUCAAAAGGAGAGCGCUGCCGCUCGUCUGUCGUUGAUGAGAGACUGGGGUAUCUGUGAGUUCACUGUUGUAAUGAUGGAGUGUGUUAAAGAGGAGACUGAUCCUGAAUCAUUCACAAUAACACCUCAACAUACUCAACAACAAAGAGACUUGGUGGAAGUGGAAGGUCAAGAACGCAAUGAAAUGAGGAACGUACAUCAGGACCACAAUUAUAUGACCCAUCAAGAAAGAGUUAAAGCCAAAACUGUGUUUACGUGCCAUUUAUGUGAUAAGACUUUCUCACAAAAAGGGCACCUAACGUGUCACCUAAGGAUUCACACGGGUGAGAGGCCUUACGCGUGCUCCCAAUGUGAGAAGACUUUCGUCCAAAAAAGUCACCUUAUGGAACACAUGAGGAAUCACAGAGAUGAGAGGCCUUUUGCCUGCCCUCAGUGUGAUAAAGGUUUUAUUAGUAAAGGAAGACUUAAUUAUCACAUAAAGACUCACAGUACUGAAAGGCCGUACGUCUGCCCUCAAUGUGGACAAACUUACAUAUUUAAAGAAUCUCUUAAGAAGCAUAUGGUAAUUCACACUCACACAAAACCUUUCUCAUGCCCUCAGUGUGGAAAGAGGUUUUCACAUCAGAGAAGUUUUAAUGCACACAUGAAAUGCCACAGUAGUGAUGGACCGUACACCUGCUCUCAUUGUGGAAAGAGUUUCCCAUGUAAAGCAAAUCUAGAGAAUCACAUACGAAUUCACACUGGAGAGAAACCUUUCACGUGCCCUCAGUGCGAUAAGAGUUUUAGGCAACAAGUACAACUUAGAUAUCACAUACGAAUUCAUACAGGUGAGAGGCCUUACUCUUGCCAUCUUUGUGAUAAGAGUUUUAGACAAAAAGACAAUCUUAAGCAUCACAUACGGGUUCAUACAGGUGAGAGACCUUACGCAUGCCAUCUGUGUGAUAAAAGUUACAUAUAUGCACAAGAUCUUAGAAAUCAUCUGCGCUAUCACUCGAAUGAAAGGCUGUUUAGCUGCGAUCAGUGCGAUAAGAAGUUUGUUUUGGCAUCUGUGCUUAAAGAUCACUUAAAGACUCAUUCAAAAGAGAAGCCGUAUCUGUGUUCUAUUUGUGGGAAGGGUUUUCAAUCACUCAAAAAUGUUAAUCAGCAUCAUAGGAGGCAUACACAUGUGAAAAGCCAUGUGUGCUCCGUGUGUGAUAAAGCCUUUCUGAGACCUGCAGAACUCAAGCAGCACCUAAAGAUCCAUGAAAAAAACACUAAAAGUGCUGAGAUUGUUUAAAGAGUUUUAUUGAGUUUGGGAAGUUGAUAAAACACAAGUGAUCAACAUGGUUACCCCUCUUCCACUGGGACUCGCCCCGUGCUGCACUACAGCUUGAGCGAAUGCUGAUUGUAAUACGUCAACAGUGACCAGAAUUGUGCAGGGUUAUGUUAAACUGUAGUGUUUUAUAUUUUAUUACUAAGCAUUAUGUCAUGUUGUUAUGUUAUAUUAUAUAAAGAGUUCAGAUGCAAACCCCCACUAAGUGCAUCUGGCAUGAUUUCUUGUUAAAAAACAUUUUUAUCUUAAUGGAUUCUGCAUGUCCUGAGGGCAAAAUUAAACUAAUUUGAUGCUAAAGUAUUUUACAAACGUAUAGUGCUGGUCGAGAGCAUUCUCUGGUAAGAGGUUUCAGAGCCUCCAGGCCUGAACCACUAGACUGAAAAACAGCUUUAUCUACCAGGCUGUUAUGAAGUUGAACUCCCUCCACCCCCCAAUGCACACAUACUAAAUCACACAAUACACCAGUCAAUUUUUAAUAAAUGUAUUUAAUUUUUUUGUGUAAAUAAACUGUACUUUUAUGGGUCACAA